Molecule: messenger RNA, 1317 nt
Organism: Penicillium macrosclerotiorum
Lineage: Eukaryota; Fungi; Ascomycota; Eurotiomycetes; Eurotiales; Aspergillaceae
Product: cytochrome P450
Exons: 5
Coding region: 1-1317 (438 amino acids)
Molecular function (GO): oxidoreductase activity, acting on paired donors, with incorporation or reduction of molecular oxygen; monooxygenase activity; heme binding
Source: RefSeq, a predicted model, not a curated record
AUGCACCAAAGGUAUGGCGACUUUGUGCGUACAGGGCCUCGAGAGAUCUCGAUCAAUCGGCCAUCGGCUGUGCUCACGAUUAACGGACCACAAUCGUCUUGCACAAAGUCUCCAUGGUAUAGCCAUGUGUCCGAUGACAGCACACAGAUCUCGUUAAACUCCACCCGCGAUCCCUAUGUCCACCGUCGAAGACGGAAGGCGUGGGACCGUGGAUUUAGUAUUAAAGCACUGGCAACAUACGAGCCGAGCGUCCAACACAAGGUGAACGCCCUAACCACUCAGAUCCGCGCCAGAUUGAACCAACCCCUCGACGUCUCGCGGUGGACAAUGUAUUUGGCGUUCGAUGUCAUGGGACUAGUUGGGUUUUCUGCAGACUUCCGCCAGCUGGAAGAUGGCACCGAGCGUGCCGCUAUCCAGGAGCUUCACCAGCAAAUGCUGUUUCUCGGGAUAUUGAAGCCCACACCGUGGAUCUUGACCAUUCUGGGCGCUAUCCAAGGGUUGGUGGGUGACUACGGGCAGUUCAUGACUUUUUGCGCAGACAGGAUCGCGGAAAAGAAGGAGCAAUGGAACGCGAAAAGCGACCAAGUCGGCGAAAAAACCCCAAAGGACAUCAUCUCCUGGCUACUAAAAGCCACCGAGGAGAAAGACCAGAGUGCUCCACCCGGCGAUCAAGCCCUCAACGAAGAUGGCCGUCUCCUGAUCAUUGCCGGAAGUGACACCACGGGCGUCACCCUAGCCCACGCGCUCUACUAUCUCGCUCAAAACCCCUCUGCGUAUAGAAAUCUGCAAAAGGAACUUGAUAACGCCUUCGGAAGCACUGCAGAACCCUCGGAUUUCACCAACGAGAAGCUUCAACGCCUCCCCUACCUCGAAGCCGUCAUCAACGAGACCCUCCGCCUCAAACCUGCCGUCCCCAGCGGUCAGCCCAGACUCACUCCACCUGAAGGUCUACAGAUUGACGAAGUUUGGAUCCCGGGUGAGACAAUAGUCGUGGUACCGCAGUAUGUCCUCCAACGUGACGAGCGCCACUUCCCCUCCGGCUCGAAUUUCAUUCCUGAGCGGUGGCUUGAUGAGAAGAAAUACUUGAUCAAGCACGAAGAGUCGUUCUUCCCAUUCCAACUAGGACGAUACGGCUGCGUCGGGAAGCAACUGGCUCUCAUGCAGCUUCGGGGCGUAAUCUCCAGGAUCGCAUACGAUUUCGAUAUUGCAUUCGCGGCUGGGGAGGAUGGGGUGGCGUUCGAUAGUGAUUCCAAGGAUACUUUUACUUUCACUAUCGAUCCUUUGCAGCUAGUCUUUUCAGAGCGAGCAAGGGAGUAG